ACGAGCAAACACGCGCCCAGCGACAGAACGAAUCGUUUUGUACGUAAAUUCAAUCAAAAUAUCGAAAACUACCCCUAAAAACUGAAAAUCGCAAUCAAUCAGCAAACUCCGCACAUAUCACUUAUAGUACCCUGUACUUUGUACUCAAAUCAAAGCUUUUCAUAUCAGAAGAAUAAAUUGGGUUGUUUUUUUGGUUUUUGAGUCGUGUUUUUUGAGAUUUUGCGAAUUUUGUGAGAAUAAAGCGCAGCACGAUGAGCAAACGCAGCAGUCGAACCCUGUUGUUUUGUUGUCUCGUCAGCAAUCUAAGCACCAUUUAAUUACGAGCACGCACGCACCUGUCGCACCCGCACCACUUUUUUCUGCACGAUUUUAAGAACGCACCGCACCCCGCUGCACCCCACCAGCAAGCGAGAGCACCCUCAACGCACCCGGGCAACCGACGCACUUUCAAAGAUGCAAAUAAACUCAUUGACGCGCAGUUUCGUCCUCUUCUGGUUGUUCUGCCACCAUCAGACGACGUCAUUCAACGUGCCGCGCACAAAUGACUACCGGCAGGCGAACACCGGCGAGGUGAUCACCACCAGCACGAAGGAGGCGGCCGCCAACCCCGAGCCGAGCUGCGAGGAGCUCAAACAAAUGUGGCGCUUCUCCAAGCGACAAUCACGCGCCGCCGAGAUCACCAACGAGAUACCAACUUACCGCGACCCAUUCUCGUUGAAUGUCUGGGAACCAUACGCUGCGGCACGGUCACGCAGCAUAGGCGGAAUGCGAAUAGGGUAUCGUGGUCGUCCAGUCUACGGCCGUGUCGUACACAAAGCGCCCCUCCUCCGCAUUCAGGACGUGGCUGAGCGCAACCGCGCGUUUGAAGAGGUCGCACGCUUGUACGGCUCAGUACAAAAGCAUCAGGAACCUCGACGGCGGCAACAAACCGCCUUCCGGUUCACAGGCGGAGAUAGAGUUAUGCACCACCCGAUGGGCGUGGCACCACAGGCGGGCAGUUUUCAACAUCUGAAGGAAUUAAUUCAAACGGAACGUGCUCGUGAACUGCGUGAACAACGACGCGCUGAAGAAGCAGCUGCGCGGAACGAGGCUUUGAAGGAACUUGCAAGGAACCAACAUCGUGCUCAGCUAAAUAACUACCGUGACGCAUACAAUUAUGAACUGGCAAGUGACCAAGAGGAACCAGAGGUGGCGCAGCAAGAAAAUAAGGCGAUUUUGGCAUUUCCCGAUUUGCUUGCGCCAGCGGCGCGCUUCGGCCCCGGGCCCAACGAGGCGCGUCUAAUCGAGGACUACAGCUACUUCCGAGAUCGACCCAGAAAUCAGCGGUCGUACUUUCAGCCGAGUUCCUUUGAGAAUAACGUGGAUGCUUUAGACGGUUUUAUGCUUUAAGCGUCGAAACAUUUCUCCAAGUUAUCUUCUCCUUCUCCUCGACUGUGCGGAGAUUUCUUCACAGCGUAUGUGUUUCCAAACAAAGAAAAACAAACAAAAGCAAGUAAACAAACACAAACAAUUGAUAAUCUGCGUCUCAACGGUACCAGAAACCAAAAUGUACCGGCUUUCAGCGCUUUCUAACUAAAAUUGAAUAAAAUAGAUGUUAAACUUAAUCAUAUCAGAGCAAACUUUUAGAGAAACAAAACGUUAUUCUAAGCUUAUGACGACUUAACAAUGUUAAAAUGGCGGAUGUGGUAGACACAAAAUGGCGGAUUAAGAUAUUUAAUAAGUGCUAAUGCUGAAGGGGUUACAGUUGAGGUUAAGUCAUACGUAUUUGACAUUUCGAAUGUAAAUUAAUGUUUGCAUUGACAAAUUUAAUAACGAAUUGUGUUUGUACGGCUGGCACAAAUACAAUUUCAGCAAUUGAUGAAGAAAACUAUUAUUUAUGAGCCCAUUAUAUGAAUAUUUCGUGCAAAAUAUUAAUUAACAUUCUGAAACGUGGACAAAUCGAUGGGAAAUUGACUGAAAUUGACAAUAGACACACAAAUAUUAAUGAAAACACAUGUAAAAGUUGAAAUAUCAGGAUUAGCUCAGGAUUUACUACAAAAGAAUUUAACCAUAACCAUAACCAUAAAACGUCACAAAAAAAUUAAAAUUUUGAGGUUACAAUCAAAUACACAUGAAGUGAUAAUUCUCAUUUCGAUUUCGCGACGUGUACAAUCAGAUCGAUCGAAAAAAUGGCAAAGUAUGAGUAUUUAAAUCGAAUUCUUCCAAAAAAUGAAAAAACAUUAAUUCUUGACGCGACAAUAUCACGAAUGACAAUAUUCCUAUAUCAGCGCCCAACACACACACAAAACAUGUGUACGAAUAUAUUUUAUCUAAAGAGAUGACAAAACUAUACGCGUAACAUAACCUAUCAUAAAUAUAUAUACAUAUUCUAACCUAAAACCUAACCUAAAUUGUAUUUACACUCGUAGCACACCAAGAAAUGGUUAGAGGUAUAUAUUUUCGAAAUGUUUGUAUAUACAAUAUCAUUGUGACACAGCUACAAAAGUUUCUAACCUCAAUUCACUUUGUUUCACUGUUACUGUGCAUAUAAAAUAUAUAACAGGGUCGCUUUUGCACAUUUAUUCGUUUCUGACAGCUGUCAACAUUUAUCAUAUGCAACUUGUUGUACAUAUCAAUAAAAACACUUGAAUUGCAUUCGUUUCAAACGAUUUUGUUCUGUGUCAAGAUAAUAAAACUAAAUAAUUCGAUAGAUAAAUAUAAAUGUGUAGGAAGUAAAUGACAAUAAUAUUGUAGUCAAUUGCAAAAACAACAAAAUAUAAACGCAGUCAAUACACUAAUGAGAAAUAAAAUUCUAGACGCCAAUUUUAUGAGUAAUAUUUACAUGCGCGGUGUUGGAUGGGAUGGCGGCGCGCGUCGAACGCACGUCAUUACAGGGCCAAUGCGUGUGCUCGACGCGAGCGCCAUCUGCCGGCGGAUAGCUGCAGACAAAAAAAAAAAAUAAAAAAUGUAAUGUGUAGUGUCGUAAGUGUGACAGUUGACAAUAAACGCUGACAAAAUAUUCUUACGCUAAGCGAUGAUGACCUUGUGGGCAAAUAUUCAAUGACAAACGACGAUGAAUUUCGAUAAUUUUGGUUAUGAAAUAAUAUGCAACACACAAAUCUAUUUGAUCUUGAAUUUUUCUGUGAUGUCGACAAUAUAUAUCUCAAAUGUUGGUUAUGUCGUGAUUUUAAUGAGAUGACAUGAUGCAGUUAUGUGUAUGGGGGAUCUCGUGCUAAUGAAGCGGAGAUAAAAAGUUGAAUAUCAAUUAGACGAUGAAGAAUGAUCAGUAAUUUUAUUGUGAGACUUGAUGACAAUGAUUACAUAAAUGAGAUAUAGAGAACGUAUAUAAAAUAUAUAAAAUAUUGUUUUAUAUUCAUGUAAAUAAAAUAUUUGUAUGUACCUACACACUAAAACACACAUUAUACCUAAUGAUAUAUUGAAUAUUCAGAAUAAAUUCAAUCCCUGCAAGCAAA
Molecule: messenger RNA, 3452 nt
Organism: Dalotia coriaria
Lineage: Eukaryota; Metazoa; Arthropoda; Insecta; Coleoptera; Staphylinidae
Exons: 5
Coding region: 454-1389 (311 amino acids)
Source: RefSeq, a predicted model, not a curated record